GUCAGCGGCUUGUUAAAAAUCACGUGACACAAAACUUCUCAGCAUAGUUAUAUGUACAAUCUGUGUGAGUUAAAUAAAAAAAAAUAUAUUUAUCGACCUGGAAACGUCGCUCGUCGAAGGAACUUUACCGUGAUCUUGUUGUCGUGAAACAGAAAAUCACGUAGUCAAGAAAAAUGUCCGAUCAAGAAGAAGAGACGGAAAAGCCAUUCGCCGUUGAGAGGGCGAAAACUGGUCGUGCGAAAUGUAAAAAGUGCAAGUGUCCGAUCGAUAAAGAUGUGAUCAGGAUCGCAAAGCUCAUGAGCAAUCCAUUUGGCGAUGGUAAAAUGAAGGCUUGGCAUCAUUUAACGUGUAUUUUUGAUGUAUUCGCCAAACAACGCGCCACAACGAAGAGGAUUGAAAAUCCAUCCGAGGAUGUCAGCGGUUGGGACGACCUCGACGACGAUGGAAGAAAAAGUGUUAUCGAGAAAUUAGAAGAGUUCGAAAACAACGCCCCGUUCAAAACUGCAACGAAGAAACAAACAAUGAAGAAAGCUGUGAGAGCUCAAAGUCCAUCGAAUCUAGGCCCUCCGACAAAAGUCGCUAAACUCAGCCCCAAGGAUUCUCUCCCAUCAACUAGUAAAAAAAAUCUUUCGAAUGACAAGAAGCUGGAUGUGAAAAAAGCGAUCGAUUCAUCGGCGAACGACAAAACAACGAGAGACCAUGCCUUCCGUGAGUUUCGUCGCUUGUGCGCCGACUUAUCGAAUGCCAGCGCGUAUACAGAAAAAACUGCAAUUGUCAAGAGAAGACUAACCAUGGGAGCCAACACCGAUGGCUUCCAAGGUGAUCUUUUUCUGUGGUGCAAACUUUUGUUGCCCGGAGCCGUCAAGAGAAUUUAUAAUCUCCAGAGCAAACAAUUGGUCAAAUUAUUCGCACGAUUGUUCCGGCAGAAUGAAGACGAAAUGUUGGAGAAUCUGGAGCAGGGUGACGUCGCUGAAACCAUUAAAAUUUUCUUCGAAAAAAGUACGGCGGUGACUCCAAGUUCCCAGAGUCUUCUUACCCUUCAAGAGGUAGAUGAAUUUUUGGAGGAACUAACUCAACUCACGAAAGAGGAUGACCAGGCUCAACACUUUCGAUCACUUAUUAGCAGAUGCACACCUAAUGACCUGAAGAUGAUAAUAAGAUUGAUCAAGCGAGACCUGCGAAUCAACGCCGGCCCUAAACACAUACUCGAGGCGGUUCAUCCAGAUGCUUACAAGGCCUACCAAGUCUCGAAUGACCUUGGCGCUGUGAUAGAACGUUGUGUAAAUGUCGAUUCGUCAACUGGAGCGUCUACGUCGAUUAAGGAUUCUCCAAAAAAUGCUGGAAAGAACGCCACUAUAUCGCUGUCACUGAUGACACCGGUUUUACCCAUGCUGGCAGAACCGUGUAAAUCAGUUGAUAUGGCUAUGAAAAAAUGUCCCAAUGGCAUGUUGUCCGAGGUGAAGUACGAUGGAGAAAGAGUACAAGUGCACAAAAAAGGAACCGAGUUUCGAUACUUCAGCAGAUCCCUCAAACCAGUGCUGCCACAUAAGAUCAAAUUGUUCAAAGACUAUAUACCCGAAGCUUUUCCUGACGGCGAUGACCUUAUUCUGGAUAGUGAAAUACUCAUGAUCGACACAAACACCGGCCAACCAUUGCCAUUUGGAUCCUUAGGAAAACACAAGAAAGAAGAAUUUAAAGAUGCCAACGUUUGUCUGUUCGUCUUCGACUGUUUGUAUUAUAACGGUGAUGUCCUCAUGAACAAGCCCAUGAAGGAGCGCAGAAGAAUUCUGAAAAACACAAUGACCAUCAUUCCAAACCGAAUAAUGCUUUCAGAAGUCCAAGAAGUUCACGAUCCGAAGGAUCUGGCUCAGAUGAUUGCCCAGGUAUUGAAAAUGGGCCUCGAAGGAUUAGUUCUCAAAGAUAUAAACAGUUUGUACGAGCCCGGGAUGCGACAUUGGUUGAAGGUGAAGAAGGAUUACUUGUUCGAUGGGGCAAUGGCGGAUAGCGCAGAUCUCGUUGUUCUCGGUGCUUGGUAUGGUACCGGAAAUAAAGGUGGAAUGAUGUCCGUUUUCCUCAUGGGAUGUUAUGAUGAUGACACUAAACAGUGGGUUACGGUAACCAAGGUUCACGGUGGCCACGACGAUGCAACUUUAGCGAGACUUCAGGACGAACUGGACAUGAUAAAAAUUGGCAAAGAUCAUAAUCUCGUGCCAAACUGGCUGAGAGUAAACAGGCCAAUGGUACCGGAUUUCAUAGCUCGCGAUCCGCAGAAGUCACCCGUUUGGGAAAUAACUGGAGCUGAAUUUACGAACCAAGGUGUUCACACAGCGGACAGCAUCAGCAUAAGAUUUCCACGAGUGACGAAGAUUCGUGAUGAUAAAUGUUGGCGAACAGCAACUUCAUUGAAGGAACUUCGAGUUCUAUUUGAUAAGAGCGCAUCGUCGAUCGACUUCUCUUUGUUGCUGGGUGAUGCGCAGGACAAACAAGACAAAAAACCAUCGUCGCUGGAUACUUUUUUGCAGCCAAGUACGAGUGGGAUUCCAAGGUCACCAUCUCCGAGCCCGCUCAAAAAAAUCAAGGACGAAAGUCCAUCCGACGAUGAAGAUGACUUCAACGGACGUCCUAGGAGAAAAGCCGUUGGCCUUUUCUCCUCUGUACACUACGAUGAGUCGUCGGAUUCUGACCCAAGUGAGGAUGAAUCGGUACCGCAAAGCGAUGGAAUUUUUUCUGACGUUCGGAUCAGCCUGAGUCGUGACCUCGGCGAGUUCAAACGGAAAGCUCUUCGACAAACGUUAAAAGCUAACGGUGCUAGAAUCCUAAGGCGUCAAGCGUUGUCCGAAGCGACCCACGUUAUACACAACAGUAACGCAGUGUCAGCAACCGUUUUACUCGAUCGUUCUGGUGUACCGAAAACAGCAAGACACGUGAAUUAUUCGUGGGUCGAGCGUUCUGCAGCUGAAUCAAAGAUGUUGGAUGUUUCACCGCACGCUGUGAAACUGCUCGGAGACUAUUGCGAAUGUCCCUGUUCUCAUGGACCUCGUGGUGUCCAAUAAAUGAAUGGGGCUCCAACAAACGAUGCUUGUACUAAAAUUGAACGAGAUUCUACUGUACCAGCGAUGCCUUACAAGAUCUUCCCGUCUCAAUAUAACUUGAAUGAUGAAACAAUUGGUAGCGAUAUUUGUUCAGAUAGAGUGGGCACAUCCGUCAUAUAAACAAUCGUUUUAUCAGGCUUCCCAUUGAUUUUAUGUUGUUUGUGUCGGUCAAUGAAAACCGAGGGAAGAUAGAAUUUCUAGUGCACCACCUACUUCAAUCAUCUCGCCCGUGAUACCUCCUCAAAUUUAUAUCAAAACUUCAUUCAUGUUCAGGCAGAGACUAGAAUAUUUGACCACUUUGAAAAUGUACAUUUUAAUGUUCAUAGUAAUUCCAUACGGUUUUUUAACGAAUUUUUUUACGCAGCAAUAAUAUUCACGUACUAUUUGAUGAUCUUUUGUUUUUAUACGUGAGUGCAGUUAUACUUCUGUACACAUUGACACCGUCUGUCUUCGAUAACAAAUUCACGUAAUUUUGGAGGUCGCAGUAAAAAAAAAACUUGAACCAUUGGAAGGGCUUUGAUCAUAUUGUGUUGGGGGAGUUUCGACAAGUCGAAUGCUUUCCCAAUGGCUUCAACUUGCAGUUCAAAAGUGACGGGAAAUCGCCCAAUCUCGAGUAUCGAUACGCUGCACGUCUUGCCUUGGUUGUUUGAGAAUUUAUUUUUUUAAUACUUGGUGUCGUGACGCCCUGCGACUCUGGAUAAAUAUAAAGUAUCAAUAAGGUUGCAACGGUCGAGUCAAGCCCCUUCUUCCACGGGAAAAACUUCCGUCCAUUUUUCCUGGAUAUAUUUUUUCAACUAUUAGUUUCUACGUACUGUAAUAAAUUGAAUAUCUCCAGUUACUUCGAAACAAAAGUACAGGGACACAAAAUGCGAGAUGUCGACCUGCUGCAGGAAUUUUGUAGCAUAGACGCACCAUGAGUUCUUUUGACUUGAUGAAUCCUGAUUUCAAAUUUGUUUGUACUUGGUUUAUUAAUAUUUCGCGCUUUAAUUAUCGGGAACGCGCAAUUUUAUAUGAGAAUUUUGAGAGUUAUCCAAUUAUUGAAUGUACAUAGUACACGAACGACGUAAAAUUCGAUGAAAUGCCGCAAUAUCUGAACGGAAUCGUGCAAAUGAAUCACAGUCAUUUUUUUUAGUAACUAUUUUUGAGGAUUUGACGUUUAACAUUUUUUCAAUGUUGCGACUCAUGGUGUUCCUCCAGACACGAUUUGCUUAAAGGGGAACGCGGCUAUGACGAGUCAGAAAAUUUUUUGAGUCGAAAGCAAGAAUGAAUAUUGGAGUUAACAUUUUAUUUUAUAUCAAGACAAAGCGACACAGUAUUUCAACGCGUUGUCCUCGAUACUCGGAAGUUUUUUUUUGACCCAAUUCUCUCGAGUCCUCGAUGCCUAAUGAGCGGAUUAAUAUUAUUUUUGUUCGUUAUCGCAUCAAUUAAGGCUGGGUCCAUUAAAAGUUAAAUGAUCAACGUUUUUCAAGACUGCUUCAACAGAAAAAAGUUUCUAACAAUAAAAACAAACAUUCCACUUUAUCAUUUAUAAAAAUGGGAUAAACAAAAUAAAAAAUGGCCACGCAUAAAAACAGCCGCACUUACCGAGGUAACGAGGCGUUAUAAAAACAUGGUAAAUUCAAUUAUUUCUUCCAAUUUCUCUCGAAUUAAAAUGCAUCUAUGCUAUAGAUCACCACGCUUGUUGUUUUUUUACUUGUGAUGUAUCCUUUACUACGUAAUUAUUCGUAAUCAGCUUUACUAAUAGUUUGAUUUUUGGAGAAAUAUCAAAAAUUAACAAGGGAAUGUUUUUCCGAAUUUUCAUUUAUAGACAAUGAUUCGGAAAUUGAUUUGUUCUGAAUUAUGCAAUUGGAAUAUUAAUUUAUUUUGAAGUGCACCGUUUUGUCUGUUUAACACUCUAUUUUGUAGACAGUUCUUUAGUACAACAUCAAAGUUGUAAAAACGAGGUUACAAUCAUCGUCAUCAUUAUGCUUUUUAUUUAUGUAAUUAUAGAUUAUACGUACCUUUAUACAACGUUGAUUCGAGAUGUGUUAACCUUUGAUAGGGUAGAUUAACACUCUUUUCAUUCAUAUACGACUAUGCGACAAUGCCACAAAUAUGUGGCAAAUCUGGUCAUUUGUUUUUGUACAGAUUCGUAAGAAAUGAAUAGUCGAUAAUUAGUUUUAUGUGGAUUUUGGAAUAAAAUUACUUCGAGAAUCAGUACCGAUAUGUAUUUCAGUAAACUAUGCUCAGGUUACAAGUUUUUUCUUUUGAGUCGCUCCUCGAAUACUUAUUCCAGUUUUACAAUUGUUACACCGUGAGCAGCCACCUAACAUCCAAUAGAAUCAAUCUUUGUUCGUAGUGUUAUACAUUUUUUGUUACAUUUAUGCACAUGAAAAUAAAAUGAUCGAUAACAGA
Venturia canescens is the source of this 5486-nucleotide messenger RNA. RefSeq names its product DNA ligase 3 (gene DNAlig3). The record is from RefSeq and is a predicted model, not a curated record. Gene Ontology annotation, biological process: DNA biosynthetic process; lagging strand elongation; double-strand break repair. The transcript has 18 exons. Gene Ontology annotation, molecular function: zinc ion binding; DNA binding; DNA ligase (ATP) activity. Gene Ontology annotation, cellular component: nucleus; DNA ligase III-XRCC1 complex. Lineage: Eukaryota; Metazoa; Arthropoda; Insecta; Hymenoptera; Ichneumonidae. The coding region runs from base 174 to 3053 and encodes 959 amino acids.